Molecule: messenger RNA, 1902 nt
Organism: Pelmatolapia mariae (spotted tilapia)
Lineage: Eukaryota; Metazoa; Chordata; Actinopteri; Cichliformes; Cichlidae
Gene: isl1a
Product: ISL LIM homeobox 1a
Exons: 6
Coding region: 148-1236 (362 amino acids)
Biological process (GO): neuron fate specification; axonogenesis; positive regulation of transcription by RNA polymerase II
Cellular component (GO): nucleus
Molecular function (GO): DNA-binding transcription factor activity, RNA polymerase II-specific; cis-regulatory region sequence-specific DNA binding
Source: RefSeq, a predicted model, not a curated record
CUGGAAACACACACGUACACACACUCCCUAUCCGAGCCGGACAGUGCAGCUCCUGGUCCGGCAGCCCGGCAGCGGAGGACUUACCCAGGCUUCCAGGCUCCGCAGCCCGCUGUGACAGUGGACCUAACGUCGCCUUACUUUGUGGACAUGGGAGACAUGGGGGACCCGCCGAAAAAGAAGCGGUUGGUGUCUCUGUGCGUGGGCUGCGGAAACCAGAUCCACGACCAGUAUAUCUUGCGGGUCUCUCCGGACCUUGAAUGGCACGCCGCCUGUCUCAAGUGUGCCGAGUGCAGCCAGUACCUGGACGAGUCCUGCACGUGCUUCGUCAGGGAUGGAAAGACUUACUGUAAACGGGACUACAUCAGGUUAUACGGGAUUAAAUGCGCUAAAUGCAACAUCGGCUUCAGCAAGAACGACUUCGUUAUGAGGGCCCGUUCCAAGGUCUACCACAUUGAGUGUUUCCGCUGCGUGGCCUGCAGUCGGCAGCUCAUCCCGGGGGACGAAUUUGCUUUGCGGGAAGACGGGCUCUUCUGUCGAGCAGACCACGAUGUGGUGGAACGGGCCAGCCUGGGCCCCGGGGACCCGCUGAGCCCCCUGCACCCCGCCAGACCGCUGCAGAUGGCAGGUAGGACUGCUGCUGCUGCAGACCGGCACUUCAGCUCACACGAACCAAUCUCUGCCCGUCAGCCCGCUCUGCGGCCUCACGUACAUAAACAGCCCGAGAAGACCACCCGGGUCCGGACGGUGCUGAACGAGAAGCAGCUGCACACGCUGCGGACCUGCUACAACGCCAACCCGAGGCCCGACGCUCUAAUGAAGGAGCAGCUGGUGGAGAUGACCGGCCUCAGCCCGCGAGUGAUCCGGGUCUGGUUCCAGAAUAAGCGGUGCAAAGACAAGAAGAGAAGCCAACUCAUGAAGCAGCUACAGCAGCAGCAGUCCAGCGACAAGACGAACAUCCAGGGAAUGACGGGAACCCCGAUGGUGGCAGCCAGCCCGGAGCGGCACGACGGAGGCAUCCAAGCCAACCCGGUGGAGGUGCAGAGCUACCAGCCGCCCUGGAAGGUGCUCAGCGACUUCGCGCUGCAGAGCGACAUCGACCAGCCUGCUUUCCAACAACUGGUGAGUUUCUCGGAGGGAGGACCGGGUUCGAACUCGACGGGCAGCGAAGUAGCGUCUAUGUCGUCUCAGCUUCCAGAUACGCCGAACAGCAUGGUCUCCAGCCCCAUCGAGGCCUGAGCCGACGCUGCGUGGACAGACACACACAGCCCCUUUCAUAUCACCCUUCUCGACUGCACCAAGCAACCCCCUGGUUGUAUUUUGACACUGUGAAGACAAUCAUGGGAUUUACCACAGUCACACAUUCGAACGUCCAGAGGAGAUAACGCGACGAGUCCUCGCGGUCGGUCGGUGCUGCCCGUUUGCCAAACAGAGAAGGCAUGAAGCUGGCUCCACCGAUGAACGGGACCCGGAGGCGAGGAGAGAGCUCGAAAUUCUCUGUACUCGCGAAAUGCCGCACGCGACUUUCAAUAGAAACUGUGUUUUUGUUUUUUUUUUAAUUCGACACACGCACCUCGUCAUAUAGUCAUAUAAGAAAUGACUGUGUGGGGUGUGGGCGGGGGUUCUCCAUUAGCUACAUGAUUUUCUUAAAGACCCAAGUACUAAAGCAUUUGCAACAAGGUAUACCUCUAUUUUGCCACAAGCUUCGUGGGACAUUUGUGCGAGUUAGUGUCCGUCCAACAUUUUUUUCUUCCCCAAAGAUGUGUAAAUUAAUAAUAACUUAAAAAAAUACUGUUAGCUCCGGAAGGAAAUGUUUUGUUUGUUCCCGUGCAGCAAGAUUAUUUAUUAUUUAUUGUCAACAAACUUGCCACCUUUUGUGUAACUUUCUUAACUGAAGUAAAAAAA